Molecule: messenger RNA, 696 nt
Organism: Bipolaris oryzae ATCC 44560
Lineage: Eukaryota; Fungi; Ascomycota; Dothideomycetes; Pleosporales; Pleosporaceae
Exons: 2
Coding region: 1-696 (231 amino acids)
Molecular function (GO): acyltransferase activity, transferring groups other than amino-acyl groups
Source: RefSeq, a predicted model, not a curated record
AUGCCUCUUGAAGUUGUUUUCCGCGCCGCUACUCCCCACGAUGUCGAUAGCAUAGUGUCGGUAGUCCUUAAGGCUAUGCCGUUUGAUCCGCAAUUCGAUUACAGAUUCGUGUACAAGAAGCAGUUCCCAGAGGAUCAUUACAAGUAUACCAGGAUACUCUAUGAAGAGUUCAUUUCUCCGAUAAAUGAUGACUGGUUGGUAAUGGUGGCGGAGGUUCCGGCCUCACCCGCUUCGAAGCCAGCAACGAUAGUGGGCUUCGCAGUCUGGGACGUCUCUUAUAUCAACAAGGCAAAAUAUGGACACAGCUAUGAACCACAGAACCCGACACUGGCCGUCGCGCGAAAAGGGGGCGCUCAGCGGCGGGACGUAGCGCCACACCGUCAGGCUGCUUUCAAGGCAGGCUGCACCGAGGAAGAAGCGAAACUCGAAGAGCUGUGGGGAGAUAGGCAACUGCAUCUGCAAAUCCUUGGAGUACAUCCGCGUUAUCGCAGAAAACAUGUCGGUUCACGACUUGUAAAGUGGGGAUUACAAAAGGGCUGUGAAGAUGGUGUGCCUGUGACUCUCAUCGCAGGUGAGUUCGGACUCUCACUUUACAAAACCUUGGGAUUUCAGGAAUUCGGAACUUUCGUCACGCAGGCUCAGGGCGAAGAUCUCAAGAUACAUUCGUGGGGAAUGGUAUUUGAAAAGAGCAGAUAA